UGCCACUGAGGCCAGCAUGGGUCGGAAGGUGACCGUGGCCACCUGCGCGCUCAACCAGUGGGCCCUGGACUUCGAGGGCAAUUUGCAAAGGAUUUUAAAGAGUAUUGAAAUUGCCAAAAACAAAGGAGCAAGGUACAGGCUUGGACCAGAGCUGGAAAUAUGUGGCUAUGGAUGCUGGGAUCACUAUUACGAGUCAGACACGCUCCUGCAUUCGUUUCAAGUCUUGGUGGCCCUUCUGGAGUCUCCUGUCACUCAAGAUGUCAUCUGCGACGUGGGCAUGCCCGUGAUGCACAGGGAUGUGCGGUACAACUGCAGGGUGAUCUUUCUCAACAGGAAGAUCCUGCUUAUCCGCCCCAAGAUGGCCUUGGCCAACGAAGGCAACUACCGGGAGCUGCGCUGGUUCAGCCCUUGGUCCAAGAGCCGGCAGGUAGAGGAGUACUUCCUCCCUCGGAUGAUCCAGGAGGUGACAGGGCAGGAGGCUGUCCCCUUUGGGGACGCUGUGCUGGCCACUCGGGACACCUGCAUCGGGACUGAGAUCUGCGAGGAGCUCUGGACACCCCACAGCCCACACAUCGACAUGGGCCUGGACGGCGUGGAGAUCUUCACCAAUGCCUCGGGCAGCCACCACGUGCUACGCAAAGCUCACACCAGGGUGGAUCUGGUGUCCAUGGCCACCGCCAAGAGUGGCGGCAUCUACCUGCUGGCCAAUCAGAAGGGCUGUGAUGGGGACCGCCUGUACUAUGACGGCUGUGCCACCAUUGCAAUGAACGGCAGCAUCUUCGCCCAGGGCUCCCAGUUCUCCCUGGAUGAUGUGGAAGUCCUCACGGCCACCCUGGACUUGGAGGACGUCCGGAGCCACAGGGCACAGAUCUCCUCACGGAAUCUGGCGGCUAGCCGAGUGGACUCCUACCCCCGAGUGAGGGUGGAUUUUGCCCUCUCGAACCAUGAUGACCUGCUGCUGCCGCUCUCCGAGCCCCUUGAAUGGAAGUACCACAGCCCCGCCGAGGAGAUAAGCCUCGGGCCCGCCUGCUGGCUCUGGGACUUUUUGAGACGUAGCCGACAGGCGGGGUUCUUCCUGCCCCUGAGCGGCGGGGUGGACAGCGCGGCCACCGCCUGCAUCGUGUUCUCCAUGUGCUGCCAGGUGUGCGAGGCCGUCAGGGACGGAAAUCAGCAGGUGCUGGCUGACGUCCGUGCCAUCGUGAACCAGACCAGCUACACCCCUCAGAACCCCCGCGAGCUCUGUGGACGGCUGCUGACCACCUGCUACAUGGCCAGUGGGAACUCCUCCCAGGAGUCCUGCAUGAGGGCCAGUGAGUUGGCCCAUCAGAUUGGAAGCUACCACUUCGGUCUCAGCAUUGACACGGCCGUGAGGGCCAUCAUGGACAUCUUCAGCCUGGUGACAGGGAAAUACCCUGUGUUUGCUGCCCACGGGGGAAGCAGCAGGGAGAACCUGGCUCUGCAGAAUGUGCAGGCUCGAAUCCGGAUGGUGCUUGCCUACCUGUUUGCCCAGCUGAGCCUCUGGUCCCGGGGCGCCCGCGGGGGGCUUCUUGUGCUGGGAUCAGCCAACGUGGAUGAGAGUCUCCUCGGCUACCUGACCAAGUAUGACUGCUCCAGCGCGGACAUCAACCCCAUCGGCGGCAUCAGCAAGACGGACCUGAGGGCCUUCGUGCAGCUGUGCCUGGAGCGCCUGCAGCUGCGUGCCCUGCACAGCAUCUUGUCUGCCCCGGCCACCGCAGAGCUGGAGCCCUUGGCUGAUGGACGACUGUCCCAGACCGACGAGGAGGACAUGGGGAUGACAUAUUCAGAGCUUUCCGUCUACGGAAGGCUCCGGAAGGUGGCCAGGAUGGGGCCCUACAGCAUGUUCUGCAAACUCGUCAACAUGUGGAGAGAGAGCUACACCCCGCGACAGGUGGCUGAGAAAGUGAAGCUGUUCUUCUCAAAGUAUUCUGUGAACCGACACAAAAUGACCACGCUCACCCCUGCCUACCACGCGGAGAGCUACAGCCCUGACGACCACCGCUUUGACCUGCGGCCGUUCCUGUACCACACUGGCUGGCCGUGGCAGUUCCGCUGCAUAGAGAGGCAGGUUCUGCAGCUCGAGGGCAGCAGGCAACAGGACUUGGACAGUGUGGACUGA
Orycteropus afer afer is the source of this 2137-nucleotide messenger RNA. RefSeq names its product NAD synthetase 1 (gene NADSYN1). Gene Ontology annotation, molecular function: NAD+ synthase (glutamine-hydrolyzing) activity; ATP binding; glutaminase activity. NCBI's taxonomy places the organism in Eukaryota, Metazoa, Chordata, Mammalia, Tubulidentata, Orycteropodidae. The record is from RefSeq and is a predicted model, not a curated record. Gene Ontology annotation, cellular component: cytoplasm. Gene Ontology annotation, biological process: NAD+ biosynthetic process.